GGACUGGGGCUGGGAGGGCAGGGUUGGCGCGGGGCAGCGAUCCCCAGCUACCGCCCGUCUUCUCCCCUCGGCUCCCGGCAACUAGCGUCUGCGGCAGAGGCGAGCGCCGCUCGGCAACGAGUGACGCUGCGGCGGGGCGGGACGAGACAUUGGCCAGUUCCCGCUCGCCAACGCCGGCGGCCUGCUCCUCCCAGGCCUUGCCCUCUGCCUGUCCUCCCCCGUCUUCCCCUGCUGACCUUCGGGGCCGCGGCCCCACGACGCAGACAUCGCCGGGCUAACACGGACUAAAAGGGUAGUGUUGCCCACCAGGCCCCGUCGGCGUUAAUCGUCCCCGACUCCUCGCUAGGUUUUCGAUGGGCGGGCGCCGCGGGCGAGGAGCUGGGGUAGGACUGUGGGUAGGAAGUUUCGCCCUUGGAGAAUCUGCCUAGCAACUGGUGAUGAAAGGUGACUGAGGCGCCCGGAUUGGCUGCCUUGCGACCUACUCAGGUGUGGCCUUCCUCUUCCGGUGGAUACUUGCGCGCCCUUUCCCGGUCAGGACUAGGUAACAAGCCCUAAGCCAAGUGACCCGGCUCCCUGAUUUCCUCUGAAAGCUCCCGGGGUGUGUCGUGGGGCUACAAUACAGAAUGCCCACGCUGUUCUAACCAUGUGAAGCAGGGUUCUUUGGGGGUCAGGGAAGGCCUUACAAAACUUGCAGAACGUUCAGAAUCCUUGAAGUAGAGCAAGGAGUCAGCCCCCCGUGCUCGGGAUCCUCUUCAGAGGAGCUGUCCUGAAGAGGGUAAGACCUAAAAACGCAGCCACCACAGUUCUCAGACUUACACAUAUCUCAACCGUCUUUUCAUAUGAAAUGUUGUGAUCGCUUCCUUUACUGAGUUCUCCCAGACAGGAGUGUCUGACACCUGUCGUCCCCUGUCCAAGGUUACACAGCUAAUAAUGGAAGAAGCAGAAUUUGGACAUUUGCUACGCAUGUUACGGUUCCAUUUCAGUAAACCAAAGCAGUGCAUUUGCAGCAUAUGCGGUAGAUAGGGCUAUGGAGGAUAAGCUGACUGGUGAGAGGCCUCCUCCUCCAGUACCCUGCCAUUGGGAAGAAUUGUAUUCCAGAUGAACACAUCAUGUUUAAAAAUCACUGGAUGCCCAACUUCUUGCUAGGCCCAGAUUUCCUCCCAAGCAUAGACCCCUUUGCUUCCAAGGCAAACUCCAGCAUGGGGUGAGGUACAGAAGAAAGACUUCAGGGGUGUACUCUGGCACUCAGUUACCAAACCUGCCCCCUAGAUCAGGGGUACAGAACAUUCUGCUCCAAAGGCAUGAGAAGAGAACAUCAUAUAUUGGCCACUCCUGCCCAAUGUGGAGGGGAGCAGAAACUCCAGAGCCCAUCCCUGAAGGCCUUCAGGAAACUGAAAAUAACACGCAGUUUGAGGCGGUGGACCCUGGCGUGGGAGUGGCACACGUCCCUGCCAGCCUGGCCCCCAGCCUAGCCCUCACCAUGUUCGCUGCAUCAGAGGCGGCGGUGGUGGCCGCGGCGGCAGCAGGAAGGCCUUACGUGUGCAGCGAGUGUGGCAAGAACUUCAGCUACAGUUCGGUGCUGCUGCGCCACGAGCGUGCCCAUGGCGGCGACAGCCGCUACCGCUGCCUCGACUGCGGGGAGCGCUACGCACUGGCCGCUGACCUCCACGCACACCGACGCGUGCACGCUGGCCAGACGCUCUACAUCUGCAAUGAGUGCGGCCAGAGCUUCCGUCAUAAUGGCCGCCUGGACCUGCACCAGAGCACACACAGACAGCGCGGCCGCUCCUGCCCCUGCCGCGCAUGCGGCCGCAGCUUUCCACACCUCUCAGCUCUGCUGCUGCACCGGCGCCGCCGGCACCCCCCGGAGCGGCCCUGCCGCUGCCCUCUGUGUGCGCGCGCCUUCCGUCAGAGUGUGCUCCGCUUCCACCAGGCGCGGGCACACCCGUGGGGUACACCCAUCGCGCCUCUCGACCCCCUCCACCGCUGCGCACAGUGCCCACGGGCCUUCCGCAGCUCUGCAGGGCUGAGGAGCCACACUCGCGUCCACGCGAGCCAGCGUCCGGCUCCUGAGCCGCACGCGCCGGGUGCGCACCAGUGCAGCGUGUGCGGGAAGAGCUUCGGCAAGAGCUCCACGCUAACACGACACCUGCAGCUGCACUCGGGUGAGAAGCCCUUCAAGUGCCCGGAGUGUGGGAAGGGAUUCGUGGAGAGCGCCACACUGGUGCGCCACCAGCGAACGCACACGGGGGAGAAGCCAUACGCGUGCGGGGACUGCGGGCGCUGCUUCAGCGAAAGUUCCACCCUGUUGCGCCACAGGCGCAGCCAUCAGGGGGAGCGGCCGCACGCAUGCGCCACGUGCGGCAAGGGCUUCGGGCAGCGCUCAGACCUGGUGGUGCACCAGCGCAUCCACACCGGUGAGAGGCCCUUCCCGUGCACCGAGUGCGGCCGCCGCUUCGGUGACCGCUCUGACCUCACCAAGCACCGGCGCACACACACCGGCGAGAAGCCCUACCGCUGUGAGCUGUGCGGCAAACGCUUCACAUGCGUCUCCAACCUCAACGUGCACCGGCGCAACCACGCCGGCCAUAAGCCCCACAAGUGCCCGGAGUGCGGCAAGGCCUUCAGCGUGGCCUCCAAGCUGUCGCUGCACCGCAAGACUCACCUGGGCGAGCGGCCGGCACAGUGCGCCGAGUGCGGCAAGUGUUUCAGCCACAGCCGCUCGCUCUCCCAGCACCAGCGGGCGCACACGCGCGCUCGAGCCGCCGCCGCUGCCGCCCAAGCCACCACAGGAGCUGCACUCAUCCUUGCUGGGCGAGCAGAACAGGAAAAGCCCGACUUCUUGUGUCCCAGCUGAGGGACACUUGCUGAGAAGCUUUGCUAUAGUA
Molecule: messenger RNA, 2888 nt
Organism: Lontra canadensis (Northern American river otter)
Lineage: Eukaryota; Metazoa; Chordata; Mammalia; Carnivora; Mustelidae
Gene: ZNF672
Product: zinc finger protein 672
Exons: 4
Coding region: 1340-2857 (505 amino acids)
Biological process (GO): regulation of cytokine production; negative regulation of transcription by RNA polymerase II; regulation of immune system process
Molecular function (GO): RNA polymerase II cis-regulatory region sequence-specific DNA binding; DNA-binding transcription factor activity
Source: RefSeq, a predicted model, not a curated record